AUGAUAUACGUUGCCAAUCAUGCACCCCAAAGCCAGCCAUAUGGUCUGGCAGCAGCAGCACUGCUCGACCCAGAGUGUGACCGCGACUGUUGGCGCUCUGUCUCCCGCGCGCCAACUCGCCGGGGCUCUCGCGCGCCAACUCGCCCGGGCUCUCGCGCGCCAACUCGCCGGAGCUCCCGCGCGCCAACUCGCCCGGGCUCUCGCGCGCCAACUCGCCUGGGCUCUCGCGCGCCAACUUGCCGGGGGCUUUCGCGCGCCAACUCGCAGGGGCUUUCACGCGCCAACUCGCAGGGGCUCUCGCGCGCCAACUCGCCGGAGCUCUCGCGCGCUAACUCGCCGGGGCUCUCGCGCGCCAACUCGCCCGGGCUCUUGCGCGCCAACUCGCUAGGGCUCCCGCGCGCCAACUCGCCUGGGCUCUCGCGCGCUAACUCGCCGGAGCUCUCGCGCGCCAACUCGCAGGGGCUCCCGCACGCCAACUCGCCGGGGCUCCCGCACGCCAACUCGCCGGGGCUCCCGCACGCCAACUCGCCGGGGCUCCCGCGCGCCAACUCGCCGGGGCUCCCGCACGCCAACUCGCCGGGGCUCCCGCACGCCAACUCGCCGGGGCUCCCGCACGCCAACUCGCCGGGGCUCCCGCACGCCAACUCGCCGGGGCUCCCGCACGCCAACUCGCCGGGGCUCCCGCACGCCAACUCGCCGGGGCUCCCGCGCGCCAACUCGCCGGGGCUCCCGCACGCCAACUCGCCGGGGCUCCCGCACGCCAACUCGCCGGGGCUACCGCGCGCCAACUCGCCGGGGCUACCACGCGCCAACUCGCCGGGGCUCCCGCGCGCCAACUCGCCGGGGCUCCCGCGCGCCAACUCGCCGGGGCUCCUGCGCGCCAACUCGCCGGGGCACCCGCUAUCCUGCGCUCCACCUUACUGA
Molecule: messenger RNA, 924 nt
Organism: Procambarus clarkii (red swamp crayfish)
Lineage: Eukaryota; Metazoa; Arthropoda; Malacostraca; Decapoda; Cambaridae
Source: RefSeq, a predicted model, not a curated record